Apis florea (little honeybee) is the source of this 1280-nucleotide messenger RNA. RefSeq names its product FK506-binding protein 39kD (gene Fkbp39). Gene Ontology annotation, cellular component: chromatin; nucleolus. Lineage: Eukaryota; Metazoa; Arthropoda; Insecta; Hymenoptera; Apidae. Gene Ontology annotation, molecular function: peptidyl-prolyl cis-trans isomerase activity. The record is from RefSeq and is a predicted model, not a curated record.
AGGUAACGGCGCUGCAUGAAGUCUAAGUUGUUCAUUACUUGGCGCGAGGUCAUAGAAGUACCUGAUAUAUGUAAUUGGUCGUACAAACUCAGUGUUUAUAUAAUUAUACACAACAUGUUUUGGGGUUUAAUAUUAGAACCAAAUAAGCGGUAUACACAGACCGUUGAAAAAUCAUUCCAUGUAUCAAUGGCCAGUUUAAAUCUUUCAACAGCCGAUGACAAUGUGGUACAAGUAAUGUUAUAUUAUGAAAAUAGUAGUUAUUUAUUAUGCAAUUUAAAAAAGAGCUCAACAUGGCAGGUACCACUUGAUUUAAAUUUUCAAGAAGGAACUACGAUAGCAUUCAUAUGUCAUGGCCAUGGUCAGGUUCAUUUAACUGGUUAUUUAAUACCUGAUGAGGAUUUGGAUUUAGAUGAGAUAGAAGAAGAAGAAGAUGAGCAGGUACCACAAUUACUUGACAAACAAUCUAAGAGAAAAGCUACAGAUUCUUUAAAAAAUGAGAAAAAUGUUAAACGUCUUAAACAAGAAAUUGAAGCUGAAUCUUCUGAUGAAGAUAUAGAACUUGAUGGAGUAAAUGAAGAAAAUGACUCUGAUGACUCUGAAGAAGAUGAAGAUUCAUUAUUAAAUGAAGAAGAAACUGAAGAAGAUGAAGAAGAUGAAGAAAAAAAUGAACAAGAUGAAGAAGAAAAAAAGAUAAAGAUUCAACAAAAAGAUAAAAAAAAUAAACAGCAACAAAAAAAAAGAGAAGAUAAACUAAUAAUAAAUGGAAAAGAAAUAAAACAAGAAAAAAAUAAAGGAGAACAACAACAAAAUGAAGUGAAUGUUCAAACUGAUCAAAAAAAAAGAGUAGUAGAAGGUGGAGUGCAAAUAGAAGAAUUAAAAAUAGGUAAUGGCUCUAUUGCUAAGAAUGGAAAAUUUGUGUCUGUAUAUUAUGUAGGUCGUUUGAAAAAUGGAAAAAAGUUUGAUGCAACAACACACGGAGAUGGUUUUAAAUUUAGACUUGGAAAAGGUGAAGUAAUUAAAGGAUGGGACAUUGGUAUUGCAGGAAUGAAAGUUGGAGGAAAACGUCGUAUUACAAUACCUCCAGCUAUGGCAUAUGGUGCAAAAGGUUCACCACCCGUCAUUCCUGGUAAUAGUACAUUAAUGUUUGAAGUGGAACUUAGGAAUGUACAUUAAAAAAAAUUUCUGAAUAAACUUUUUAUUGAUAUUUAAGUGUUUGUUAAGUGACAUAUAAUGUAUUUUAAACUAAUAAACGUAAUAUCCUUUUUUAUUACUUAAAAAGA